AUGGCCACACAUAACAAGGACCAGCAGCCGCCCGUCUACUCCAGAGAGUUAACCCUACAGGCGCACUUCACCUUCGGUACGGCAGCCAUGGCACCCGUGCAGUACGCCCAGGUCACGCCCACCUCUACCUCGGCCCUUGGUGGGCGGCCACUCAUGACCAGUGGGACACCACAUGAACACUGGCGCUGGAACGGCGGCGGUGGCGCUGCACAGUGUUCCAUUACCUGUGGCCGCGAAGGUCUCACCAUGACGUACAACGCCCCUCCCGCCGCUACCCACGCCCACCACGCCCUUCCCUGCCCCAUCUGCAGCUCCCUGGUGGCGGGGCGCUCAGUACCCCCGGCCACCACCGUCUCCCACGACGCCGUCAUCACCACCACCACCACCAGUAGCAGCCCCAUCUUCACCAGGAGCUUGUCUGGACAGGGCCACACAGCGGGUUCGCAGCAGCGACCUUAUGGCCGCCGCUGCAAAAGCACCGCACACAUCGUGCUGCAGAACAACGAGAGUCAGGAGACGCGGCCCCACGAGUUCCACCACACUCUGCGGGCUGAUGACGCCCCUCUUGGCCGCCCGGAGGCAGCGAGCCGGGGCAGAGCACGUCACAGGGCCGCCCCGGACACUGAACACGGGGCCGUGGGCGGGUGGGAGCGCUUGCACCCUCUGAGCGAAGAACAGGACCCGGCCAGACGAGCCUCCGUGGAGGGGGGCGAGGCGCCGCUACUGCCCCCCUGCUGCCCCUGCCACCACUGCUCCGCCCUCUACUCCCUCGUGUCCAGUCUGGCGCACGAGCGGACGUGCCACGCGUGCGCCCAUCACCACCACCACCACCACCCGCCGUGUUCACCCACCCCACAACGCUCUCAGGGACCGCCACGUGCAGCCGACCCCCUCAGCACACAACCCAAGUCACCCACAGUCCGCACCUUCAACUCCCACAGGUGCUACGAGGAGGAGGGCGAGGGACCCCGGCGCCUGGAGAGGAGUCACCCCAGGUCCCGUUCCCCCUCCCCCAGGAUGGUGCUGGUGGGCAGGUCCGCCUCGCCCCACAGCUCCCCUUCACCAGAUCGUCGCGGCGACGGAGCCGAGGAUCGCCACCCCCACACCACGCCCCAGAUGCCCCGGCGUGUGCCCCGCAUGGGUGCCGCAGCCGCCGCAGUAGCCGCAGCCUCCACACACACGGCUGUACAGGGUGAUGGAGGAGGGCCCGCCUCUACGUCCCGUGGGCCCCGCACCAGGCAGCAGAGGGGGCCCCGUCCACGCACCAUCCACAUCGACGUGUACUGCAGCUCCUCCUCUGACGUGGACUCCUCGUCGCCCUCGUCACCCGUCUCGGAGGACACGCUAGACUCGGGGCCUCGUAGACCCCACGCUGUGGUGGCCCUGGGGUCUAAACAGCGCAAGAAGACGGAGCUGAACCUCGGCCGUCACCACUACCACCCACUGGAGGAGAAAGCCUCCAGUUUUGUGUACUCACGAGGACGAGCUCCACACACCAGCCGGAGGACCACCUUCAUUACCGACGACUUGUUGCCGCUGUGCUCCUCCCCGCCGCCCACAACACCAGACAAGGAUGACCUGGCUGAGGAGGUGGCGGCCGCCUUCUAGAGGCGGUACGUCACAGCCGCCGCCG
This is a messenger RNA of Homarus americanus (American lobster), 1633 nucleotides long. RefSeq lists its product as uncharacterized. The coding region runs from base 1 to 1608 and encodes 535 amino acids. The record is from RefSeq and is a predicted model, not a curated record. The transcript is spliced from 3 exons. NCBI's taxonomy places the organism in Eukaryota, Metazoa, Arthropoda, Malacostraca, Decapoda, Nephropidae.